ACAAGGUCAGAGGUUACAAAUCCAAGAUGGCGCCCCGCAUGAAUCACAAUAAAGGUGAUCAGUAAAUAAGAUUAGAUAAUGGUACGGUCGCGGUCGGCAUAUUUGUCAUUGGUGGCAAGCGUUUUCAACCGUAUUAUCGUCUAGUCAGCAAUACCUUCACCCCUCGUCGAUACGUCGCUGUACACUGGCAUAAACUUCUCAAGAUGUCAGGGGCAAAUGCAUGGACUCGCAGCAGAGAGCGGAUGAGGCUCUUCCCAGAGUUGCUUGCACAAUGUGCAGCAGAGGCAACGGCAUAUGGCAAGUGCGUGACAGCGACAACUGUUGGCAAACAAGAGUUGAAAAAGGACCUGUGUCAGAAAGAGUUCGAGUCACUGAAGACAUGCUUUACCAAAGCGGCCAAGAAAGCUGGAAAAUAAUGUCAAUACAUCGUGUGGGAUUACCAACAUGGUACUCUGAAUGAUACACUAUGAAGUUACAGAGCUCAGGCAAGCUGUGUUCGAAGAUUCCUCUACUUGUGCUUCUACUUUUUUGUACAAGUAAUGUUAUGAAGUUUGAGGACUGAGUAGGCCAUCCUGAAUUUGGGAAAUAUCCACUCUAGCUACCUUUGUAAAGGUGAAUCUGAAAGAAUUCAGAUUUUUGUUCUGAAGUCAUUAUGAAUGAAUGAAUGAAUAUUGCUCCAUAUUAUGUAUUAUUAUUUUUGUAAAUACACAUGUUGAUUUUUCUUCUCCCAAA
This is a messenger RNA of Engraulis encrasicolus (European anchovy), 732 nucleotides long. RefSeq names its product NADH:ubiquinone oxidoreductase complex assembly factor 8 (gene ndufaf8). Gene Ontology annotation, cellular component: mitochondrion. The record is from RefSeq and is a predicted model, not a curated record. Gene Ontology annotation, biological process: mitochondrial respiratory chain complex I assembly. The transcript is spliced from 3 exons. The coding region runs from base 204 to 416 and encodes 70 amino acids. Lineage: Eukaryota; Metazoa; Chordata; Actinopteri; Clupeiformes; Engraulidae.